Molecule: messenger RNA, 1044 nt
Organism: Balaenoptera musculus (blue whale)
Lineage: Eukaryota; Metazoa; Chordata; Mammalia; Artiodactyla; Balaenopteridae
Gene: C19H19orf18
Product: chromosome 19 C19orf18 homolog
Exons: 7
Coding region: 151-894 (247 amino acids)
Source: RefSeq, a predicted model, not a curated record
UGACUUCACACUGGUGGUUCCCAGUCAGAACCCAAACAUUCUGUAGCGAGAAGAGCUCCUUAGUUGCUCAGAGAAAUAUAGGACAGAUGCUAGCCUACAACUAAAUACUUCCUUUCAUCCAUACGAUAACAAACUAGCAGUUUUGGAACGAUGGACAAGGUUCAAAGUUCUUUCACCAUUUUAUUUUUGUUUUUAAUGGAAUUCCCACUUCAUUUGUGCUUGCCUUAUGCAGGUGAGUUCAAACAAGUUGGACAGACAACACGCUUAAUGGGUCACUUCAAGCAUGUUUUCACUUGUUUUAGAGGAAGUAAAAAGGAGAAUUUCAAUUAUCUCACGUUCAAGGAGCUUUCUCAAAACACAGAGAUGAGUCAUUCUCCAGCACAUACUACACCCACGCCAUUCCCAGGGCGUACUGAUAAUGGGAGAAGUGAUACACCUGAGCCUACAAAAAGCAUCCAAGGUUUUGUAGCACAUUCAGUGGGCCUAAAUACCAACCCCAAUACAGCGCUGAUUCCUCAUAGACCUGCUCUUGCUCAAGUAAUUACAAUUGCGUGUAUAGCCUUCAGUAUUGCCCUGAUAUGUGGGAUCACUAUUUCCUACAUGAUAUAUCGACUGGUACAGGCUGAGGAAAAACAACAACUUGCGUCACUCUAUAAAAAUGUCAAGAUACCAUUAUUAGGAGAUGAAGAGGAGGGCUCUGAGGAUGAGGGCCAGGAUGAGUCCACGCACCUCCUUCCAGAGAGUGAGAAGGAACUGGAAAAGUUCAUUCAUUCAGUCAUUAGAUCAAAAAGAAGAAAACAUAUGGAAAAGAAGAGAUUGAACACAGAGCAAAAGUUGGUAAAGGAAGUAGAAAUAAAGGAUGCUAUACAUACCGCAAAUCCGGGGCGUCUGUGAAAAGAAAUGAAAGAGAGGCAGGACAUGCCAGCCAGUGUGGAGGAAACAGUGACAGAUGACAGAACGUGAGCAUGACUUGCUCCUGGAGAACCUUGUGCAAGAGCACUCUAAAGGAAGAACACCAGACGUAAAAACAGGAAAUAAAUUCAU